CUUCAGUACGAUUUGACCGUCAAGCUGAUUAUUCUGGUCUGUCUGGUUGAGGGAGCUCGAGUCAUUCCAUGGGCCCAGGGACCUUAUUAGCUCGUACAGGGCUUAGGUCCCUGACACCAUGGCGAUGUACACGAAACAUCCAGACCCGACAGGUCCACUUCAUCAAUGAUCAGAAUAUUUCUCAGCUCCUUCCGACGAUGCACGACCUGGUGCUCAAGCGGAACGACACUAUCUAUAUGGCCAUGUCUGGAGGUGUGGACUCAUCGGUCGCUUUGAGGAUACUUGCUGAGAUGCCUCUCAACAUACACGUCUUCUUCAUGAGAAACUGGGAUGCUCAGCUGUCCGAAGCCCUCAGCGAAGCUUCUGCGGGUGAUUACAAAUCCCGGGACAGCUUCUUCUCCUACGCCUACCCUUCAUCAUCACCCGGGGUUCCCUCUUCUUCAUCGUCCUCGGCAGUGACUCCGUGUGGUUGGGAACGCGAUUGGGAGUCAGUACAGAGAGUCUGUGACCAUGUAGGAAUACCAAGACACAGAGUCAAGCUCGUCGACCUGAGUAAAGAGUACUGGAAUCGGGUAUUUGAGCCGUCAUUGCGGAUCUGGCAGGAUGGGGGAACGCCAAAUCCAGAUGUUGCCUGUAAUCGAGAGAUCAAAUUUGGCGCUCUGGUGGAUUAUCUCCGCCUUCCGAGGGAUAAAUUCAAGCGAGAACGGAUACACGUUGCUACCGGCCACUACGCUCGUGUGGUCAGGACUCCUCACAUCCAACGACUUUGUCGAGCCGUUGAUCAGAACAAAGAUCAAACGUACUUCCUCAGCUCCUUGACGUACCCACAACUCAAUCAUGCGAUAUUCCCCCUUGGUCAAUUGACGAAACCCUGGGUCAGGCAUCUGGCGCAGUACUACGGACUGCCGACGGCAUCUCGCGAGGAGAGUAUGGGCCUGUGCUUUGUUGGCGAGCGAAAACAAUUCGGCAACUUUGUCUCUCAAUAUAUGUCAUCGGACGAUACUCAGGGCUCCCUGGUGGAUAUUAAGGGCAAUGAACUUGGCUCGCACGGAGGACUCUGGCGUUGGACUAUCGGACAACGGGCAAAGGUUGCUGGACAGGGCGAAGCCCUUUUCGUGGCCAAGAAGAAAGUUGGCGAAAAGGAACGGAACAUAUUAGUUGUCCCAGAUGGGCAUCCGGCACUUCGAUGUACCCGUCUGCGAACCGGUCACUUUAAAUGGAUAGGAAGCCGACCUGAGAAGGGCCUCGCGCCUGGAGCGAAGAAAAGGGUGCAGAUCCAGGUCGCCUAUCGGAUGCAGGCGGUCAAGGCUUAUAUUGGCGCAGACUGGGAUUCAAAAGGGAUAAUAGUCGAUUUUGAGCAACCACAACCGGGCGUCGCUACCGGUCAAGUAUGUGCAGUCUAUAUGAAUAACUGGUGCCUUGGAUCCGGAAUAAUCGAGGAGUUUUGGACGGAGGAUCAAGUUCCGAUUGAUCCCUUCAACCCAGUAGGCAAGCAAGCUCGGUCUAUCGGUUGGAUCGAAGCAGGUAAAUUGGAGCAGGCAAAGGACUUGUACCCUAUCAGGAGAUACACCGCGAGAGAUCUCGAGCCCCCGAGCUCGAGGACAGACCAAUUGCCGCCUGAAGAAUUGAAGACUGCCAAGAUCGAGGCACCUGGAUUCUACGUCCAGAAGAUCAGACCUUACGAAAUGGUUAGAAAGAGGGAGCAAGCAGAAAUCAUGAGGGCCGAGGCUGCUAUGCCCUUUGCUCCUCGGGACUCGGAUGAUGAGGUUCAAAAUCGCAUAUCUGAAGAAUCACUAGACUCUGUAUCGUUGUAUUAUCAGCCAUAAACAGGUACAUGUUGUAGCAUCUAGACAAGACACAUGACAAGCCAUUCAAUUGC
Messenger RNA from Kockovaella imperatae, 1879 nucleotides. RefSeq names its product tRNA methyl transferase-domain-containing protein. The transcript has 9 exons. NCBI's taxonomy places the organism in Eukaryota, Fungi, Basidiomycota, Tremellomycetes, Tremellales, Cuniculitremaceae. The record is from RefSeq and is a predicted model, not a curated record. The coding region runs from base 69 to 1826 and encodes 585 amino acids. Gene Ontology annotation, biological process: tRNA wobble position uridine thiolation. Gene Ontology annotation, cellular component: mitochondrion. Gene Ontology annotation, molecular function: sulfurtransferase activity.